Messenger RNA from Euleptes europaea (tarantolino), 954 nucleotides. RefSeq names its product olfactory receptor 10A7-like. Bases 1 to 954 code for a protein of 317 amino acids. Gene Ontology annotation, cellular component: membrane. Gene Ontology annotation, biological process: G protein-coupled receptor signaling pathway. NCBI's taxonomy places the organism in Eukaryota, Metazoa, Chordata, Lepidosauria, Squamata, Sphaerodactylidae. The transcript has a single exon. The record is from RefSeq and is a predicted model, not a curated record. Gene Ontology annotation, molecular function: olfactory receptor activity; G protein-coupled receptor activity.
AUGUUAACUAAGGAAGAAAAUAUUCUACAGAAUAGCACAGCACCGGUUGAAUUCAUCCUCCUUGGUCUUUCUGAUGAGCCCAACUUGCAAAGCAUAUUAUUUUCUAUUUUUCUAGUGAUCUAUAUCAUCAUUCUGACAGGAAACUUUCUCAUCAUUCUCCUCACAUUGGUUGAUCCUGCCCUACACACACCCAUGUAUUUCUUCCUGAGAAACCUGUCCUUCUUGGAGAUCUGUUACACCUCAGUCAAUAUACCCAAGAUGCUUGAGGAUCUUCUGUUUGGGGAUAAAUCCAUCUCUUUCCUAGGAUGUGCUCUACAGACUUAUUUUGCAUUCUUUCUUGGUGGCUCAGAGUGUUUCCUCCUGGCCUCAAUGGCCUACGAUCGCUAUGUUGCCAUUUGCAAGCCUCUACACUACCAUGUUCUCAUGAACAGGAAGGCGUGCAUGGGUCUAGCUGUGGCAUCUUGGUUAAGUGGCUUUUUUAUGUCCUUUGGCCACACCAGUAUGGUAUUUACCAUGUCCUUUUGUGGCUCCAAUGAGAUUAACCACUUCUUUUGUGACAUCCCCCCAUUACUAAAAUUGGCUUGUGGGGACACGUCCAGGACUGAAAUUGCUGUGUUUGUGGUGGCUAUGGUUUUUGUGACUCUUCCUUUUCUCCUGAUCUUAAUGUCUUAUGUUGGUAUUAUUGUCACCAUUCUGGGGAUUUCUUCUGCUGAAGGCCGGAAAAAGACUUUCUCCACCUGCUCUUCGCACCUCAUUGUGGUUACUUUAUUCUAUGGUUCAGCUUGUAUUAUCUACUUGAAGCCCAAUUCCACUUACUCACCCAAUAGUGACAAGUAUCUGUCUCUCUUCUACACAAUUGUUGGUCCCGUACUGAAUCCUAUCAUAUACAGCUUUCGGAAUAAAGAUGUCAAAGGAGCUCUUAGGAGAAUUUGGGAGAGAAAAGCUUUUGGAUGA